GUAUAUGUAUGUAUAUAUGUAUGUAUAUAUAUAUAUAUAUAUUAGGUCGCAGUUUCAGAGUGAUCCAGAUUGAAAGUCACACGAUUAAUCGUCUCUGAGCUUUUACUGUGGUCUGCUGUCACAGGACGACAACAAGCCGGAAGACGAUUCUGUCAACAAGAGGCAGCGAAAGGGCAACCACUACCUCACAGAGUUGUCUUGUCACAGUGUGCCCCCUGCUGGGGAGGACGGGGAGCUGCGGGACAACAAGGUGCGCUCCAUGACAACUCAGCUGCUGGCCAAGUUUGAGGAGAACUCCUCGACUGCCAAGAUACGUAACAAGUCUGAUGAGGACCCAUCCGAUCCCUCCUCCUCUCCUCCUCGGUCUCCUUCCAUCAUGCUGCAUCCCCUCUCAGAGGAGGAGGAUGAGGAAGACGAGAAGGAGCCUGAGGAGAGGGAAAACCCUCGCUUUGCAAAGCCCAAGAAUGUCCCCCCUCCUCCUCUGCCUCCUCCUCGCCCCAAGUGGCAGCCCUCCGUCUACCUCCGCCUGCUGGAGAAUCCCAGUGCCGUGGCUCAGCAAACCGCUUUGCCCUGCUCCCCCAAAUCCUCUCACCCUCCGAGUCGCUCUCCUUCCCCCUCGUGGCCUAAGAGUCCAUUGUGUCCCCCCCGCGCACCGAGCCCUAACGUCACUGAACGCUACUACCCAGAACGCACCUCUCCCGACCUGACAACCAGCCGUUUCUCUGCUCCGGACAGUGACCGUUCCUCUGAGAGCUCGAUGCAGCAGAGCAAAGCCCAGAGACUCUCUACUGGAGAAUACUCUGCAAGGAGUAUAAGAGAGCGAGCGGUCCUCCUCUCCUCCAUGUUUCCUGGGUCCAGCAGACCUCCUCUCUCUGAAUCGCAGGUGGAACUCUCUACCUCUUCACCUCUUUCCUUCUCCCCAACUCCUCCUCCUCCUGCCUCUGUAUCUAAGACCUCCAUCGUCCAUCCCGUAGUCCACCCUAUCCCUGACCCCACUGCCCAGGCCGGUUUCUCCUCUGUCCCCCUGUACACUGGUGGACACAAGGAAAAGAUACAGAAAGACUCCUCCUCAUCUUACACCGACUCUGUUGUUGAUUCCUCCACAUGUAACAACAAAAUAUCCGCUGCUGUUUCUUCCACUUGCUUUGACAAGAGUCAGGAGAUCUCCCCUCCCGUCUCUGAUACCAACUGUGGAAAUGAACACAGCAGGUCAUCUCCCCAUGCACUUACUGUACCGCACAAGGAAAGCUACGAGAGGAUUCUUCAGAGUUCUUGGAAUAUUCUGGAAAGUGAGCAGGACAAGGUCCACAAAACCGCUUGGGAAACAUUUGAGAAAUUAGCCGAAAACGAUCACAUGAAGUGCAAUGGGAGCUGCGAUCUUGAGAACCCUAGAAGAAUCACUCAAAAGUCAAUUGUUCGCUCCGAGAGUUGUCCGUCUGGAGCUGCUAGUUACAUUAAGGAGCGUACAGUCGGAAAGGUAUCAACCGCCAUAGAUGCUAAAGCUCAGAAAUUGGCCGUCCUGUAUGAGACAGAUCACAGGCCCAAUGCCACACUGUGUGUGGUACGUAAGGACUUUCCUCCCGGGCUCGGCGGCAGUGACAUCUGCCACUUCUGCACCAAGCGGGUAUAUGUGAUGGAGAGGCUGAGCGCCGAGGGCUACUUCUUCCACCGCGAGUGUUUCCGCUGUGAAGUCUGCAACAGCACUCUCCGUCUGGGAGGGCACAUCUUCGACUCGCAGGAGGCAAAGUUCUACUGCAAGAUGCAUUAUACCCAGCGCCAGUCCAGCACUUGCAUGGGAAAGUUCAGAAGGAGAAUGGAAGACCAACGGCGCAUCACAACGGACAGCGGGGGCUUUUCGGCAACGGGCGGCAUCCUGCUCCAACCCCCAGGUACCCUGGUUUCCUUGCUUAGCCGAGGCCUGAGUUGGCCGCGGCGGGCCAGCCAGGCUGUGUGUGUGUUGCCUCGACGGCUGUUGGGAAGUGUGUGCGAUUCUCUGGCGGCCGUGGGGCGCCACGUCAGGAGCCGCUCACACGACUACGUGUUCCUGUACGAGCUGCUGAGCCUGGGCUGGCCUCUGCUGUGCAUGAUGCACGAGGUGCUGGGACAGAUGUCCCAGGAGCCCCAGCUUGCCCGCAGGCAGCUUGUCGGCCACCGGUUCUCAUAGAAAAAGGGGCUUAUCAGGGCCAGUUGACCUGACUGGAACCCAUGGAUUUGAAUCUGUGCUCUUGUACUGCCCAAAAUAAUUUUGAGACCAAAUACUAUCUGUAUUUACUACAUUCCAAGUGUCCUUGGUCAUUUAAGUUUUUUGUGUUUUGAAGUCAAAAGUGUUUUAUAAAGUAACUUAGCCAUAAAAGUGCUUCACUCGAUUAGCUUCUGCUGCUUGUAUUCAGUGCCUGGUGUGAAUUUUGCCUGCAGUUACAGUGGACAGCACAAGAAAAAGACUGUCAUGUAGGUACUCUGGUUAUAUUGUGUGUUUAAGUGUUAAAUCGUACAUGCUGGGUCGACUUCAGGGGUGUUGCAUGUCUAAAACGCUGGUAACUAGCCCUUGUGGAUGUUGACUCUCACGGUCUCCUGGUGCUGCACCCCUGCCGAAUGCAUCUCCGACUCUCAAGGGCUUGUUUCAGGCUGCUUGGAUGAUACGUAUCAGACACAGUAAGUCUGCUCCAGUCGUUUGGGGGCAACCAAUUGGAAUGUCACAAAAUGUUAAACCCCAUUCUGCACUUCAGAUUGAGCUUUGAAGUAUCUGAGGACAUUUAAUCGGAGUGGAGUAACCCGGAACAACCCCUCUGACUCUAACCUCGAAAACCAUCUGGCCAGUGUGGUUUGGUUUCAGUGAGCUAGAAUUAUGUCGGAGUGAUCCACAUGGUUUUCGUUGACUUUGCCUACUGCACCUUAACUCUGCGCCACAGGGAUGUGCAAUGGAAAUUCCAAAACAGUAUUACUUUUUUUUUUUUUUUUUGUGUUAGGUAGUAUUUCACUUUGCCAUGUAUUUUGUAAAAGGUAUAUGACUGAUUUCACUUGCAAUAUUUAGGGCUCAUUGUUUACGGUUUUCAUUUUAUAGGGAAAGAAAAUCAGACAAAUUAUUUUGAAUAUUUAAAAAACGUAAUACACCAAUAAUACGAAAAUCUAAUCGUAAAAAACUGGAUGAAAGUAAAAGUUCGACCAUAAAAAGUUGUUGCGUUUGCUUUUGAAAUCAAUUUGAAAGUCAGUUUAGACCAGUCUGUCUUUUUGAUUAGAUCUGGAUAUUUUCUGAAAACAAUUAGUACAAGCCAAAAACCAUGAGCCUUAUCUAUAAUCCUACUAGGCUGUCUCUUUUUUUCCUCAGUAGUGAACAUAUUUGCUUGGUGAAAAAAAAGCCACAAAAGACUGUACACUCCUGUGCGAAAAUAUUUAGCUUUGUUUGUUUUUUUAUUCAAAGUUUUGCACUUCUUUUUUUGUGUCAUUUUUGAAUAUUUUUUGUUCCUCCAUAUUCUAUGUUGUUCAUGACCCUGAAUAUGAAUGAAUUGUGCAGAAUUAAGGGUGAAUUCUUAAAAUGCACUGUUGAAGUAAUGACCUGUUUUUAGUCAGUUCUCACAUUUCAAUGUCUUCCUAUAGUGUUUCCUUUUAAUUCUUUGCACUCGGUGUCUCCCCCCCACAUCUCCCUCAUUUUCUUUUUCCAAAUUCAUUUUUCUCUGUUGUGUUCACUUCAGUUUGUUCAGUCAGUUUCAAGUUUCCAAUGCUGCACCCUCUGAUUGGCUGCUUCCUGCCAGUGCGGGAAGGUGAUGAUUGGCCGGCUUUGGUCAUGAGAUCUUGUCGUGUUGCUUUUGCAUUGGCUGCCCCUGUAGCUCCGCCCCCUUUCACCUGACCCAGAUUAACCCAUCACAAACCAGCAUGUAGAGUAUGGCAUGCAGUUGUCAGUAAAGGUGUUAUGUGUGGCAUCGUGAUAUGUCAAACAGAAUUCCAAAUGAAUUAUUAUACCUUGGUCAAAUUCCAAUAAACAAAUUGUAUUACCUCCUGUUCAUCUCUAUCUAAUGCCACUCAUACCUUAAACUCUUUCUCUAAAAUGAGACCAUGUGCUCUUAAAGGACCAGUGUGUAGGAUUAAGAACAUAAUCUAGUGUAAUAACCACCUGAAAUAGAUAGUUAGCCCUUCAUAUCUACAUAAGGAGCAGGUCCUCUUCCCGGAGUCUGCCAU
This is a messenger RNA of Anarrhichthys ocellatus (wolf-eel), 4173 nucleotides long. Its product is annotated as F-actin-monooxygenase mical2-like. The record is from RefSeq and is a predicted model, not a curated record. Bases 260 to 2164 code for a protein of 634 amino acids. NCBI's taxonomy places the organism in Eukaryota, Metazoa, Chordata, Actinopteri, Perciformes, Anarhichadidae. The transcript has 11 exons.